Messenger RNA from Exophiala mesophila, 887 nucleotides. RefSeq lists its product as uncharacterized. The transcript has 2 exons. Lineage: Eukaryota; Fungi; Ascomycota; Eurotiomycetes; Chaetothyriales; Herpotrichiellaceae. The coding region runs from base 10 to 600 and encodes 196 amino acids. The record is from RefSeq and is a predicted model, not a curated record.
UAUAUAUGUAUGUAUGAGUAUCUUUGUGUGCGCUCUUUGAAUAUAUAUCUACUGUCCUACCUUCCCUUCCCUACCCUACCAGAACCAGAAGAAGUACCUCGUUCCUCCUUCCUACUACCUCCUUCACUCGUCUACUCCUCGCUGUUUCAACAACAUCCAAUACUAAUUCCUACCUACCUACCUGAACCCAAUAUCACCUCCACAUUUCCAUACAAAAUGUCAGGAAACUCAUCCGUCGGAACCAGUGGCGUCUACGAAGCAGGCGACCAGAGAAAUCACAAAGACGCAGACAAGCCCGAGAAUCAAGCUGUGCCAUAUGAAGAAGGAAAACCCAAUAGUCAUCAAGCAAAUGAUUCUAAAGAUCAACGAUCCAUCGCCAACCGCCUUGCGGCCGCUGAUCCCACCAAUGAUGAUUCAUCGGGAAAAGUCAAGGAUGCGGAAACCAAAGCAGGAGAAAUCGAUCCGACUUUGCCGGCUCGUAUGCAUGGCAAUGAACCCUCGCGUGGUGCAAAGAUUGAUAAAAGUAUCGAGGAUGAAGAGGCAGAGUUGUUGAGGAGGAAAGAUGAGGCCAAGAAACAGAGUAAAGAGGCGGCGAAAUAAAUGGGAUAAAGACUGGGAGUGAAGUCUCGAGGGUUGUGGUUGUGGCAGUGGAUGUGGAUGCCUUCAUCUGCUGCUGCUGCUGCUGGGGAAUGGAGUGGCCGUAAAAACACGUGUCGUUCAUCAUUCUGAGAUGAUGUAUUGUGUUCAUGUGCGGCUUCAUUUUCUCAUUUCCUCAUCUCUUAUCUCGGGAAUGUGUGUAGAUGCGAAAUGCAUCCAUCCUCUUGUAGCAUCCACAAAACCACAGCCCUUCAAACAAGUCUUUAACGCCCGUGUUUUCCAUCGACCCG